AUGUCUCCAACGGCAAUACUCAACGAUGCGGUUGGCAUUGUUAACAUUCACCAGGAUGACAUGAAGUUCAGCCUCGUCGAUGAUCUGUUCAAAAAUAUCGAUCCGCCAAAGGGGAAGGGACGCUCCUUUCCCACGCUCUUGCUCUACGACGCCAAGGGCCUGAAACUGUUCGAGAAGAUCACCUUCUUGGACGAAUAUUACCUCACCAACGCUGAGAUCGAUGUCUUGAAUAAACAUGCAAGGAGGAUCGUGGAACGAAUUCCAGAGAAUGCGCAGCUGGUUGAGCUUGGUAGUGGAAAUCUACGCAAGGUCGAUAUUCUCCUGCGGGAAUUUGAACGGACGGGGAAGAAGGUUGACUACUACGCUCUCGACCUCUCUCUGAUCGAACUGCAGCGGACAUUUGCUGAGAUAUCCCCCGAGAACUUCGAUUAUGUCGGCCUUCACGGCCUUCAUGGCACAUACGACGACGCUCUGGAUUGGUUGAAGAGACCUGAAAAUCGCACAAGACCGACGGUUGUUUUAUCAAUGGGAUCCUCUAUGGGAAACUUCAGUCGCUCUGAGGCUGCGGAUUUCCUUGGCGGCUUUGCUAAAGCAUUGAAACCGUCUGACUUCCUACUUAUCGGACUAGACGCUUGUAAGACUCCGGAAAAGGUCUUUCAAGCCUAUAAUGACUCCAAGGGCAUCACCCGCCAAUUCUAUGAAAACGGGUUGGCUCAUGCAAAUGCCGUUCUCGGGUUUGAAGCGUUCAAGCCGGCCGAGUGGGAAAUCUUGACUGGUUAUGACUCCUUCGAGGGCCGCCACCAAGCAUUCUACGUGCCGAAGGUGAAUGUUACCAUUAACGACGUCACGAUUCCCAAAGGAGAGAAACUCAUCUUCGAGGAAGCAUGGAAAUAUGGUCGUGAUGAUCGAGAUGAGCUAUGCCGUCGCGCAAGAUUGAUCCCCCAGAUUGAAUUCGGCAAUUCUACCGAUGACUAUCACAUUCACAUGCUGUCACCUGCCACACUUGAGCACCCCACUCAACCUUCGCGGUACGCAGCUCAGCCAGUCCCAAGACUUGAAGACUUUCAGUCGCUCUGGACUGCAUGGGAUAUUGUGACCAAGACCAUGAUUCCUCGUGAAGAUCUUCUUUCGAAGCCUAUCAAGCUGCGAAAUGCAUUGAUCUUCUACCUCGGCCACAUCCCAACAUUCUUUGAUAUUCAUAUGACUCGAGCUUCGCGCGGAAAGCCAACCGAGCCAAAAUACUACCAGCAGAUUUUUGAGCGCGGCAUUGACCCCGAUGUUGAGAACCCGGAACAAUGUCAUGCCCAUAGCGAGAUACCCGAUGAAUGGCCACCUCUAGACGAGAUUCUUGAUUAUCAAGAGCGAGUCAGAGGCAGAGCCCGAUCUUUUCUCGAGAAUGGAUCGGCUAUGAAAGACCGAAUUGUCGGAGAAGCUCUCUGGAUCGGGUUUGAGCACGAGGCAAUGCAUCUAGAGACCUUCCUCUACAUGCUGCUGCAGAGUGACAGAACCCUCCCGCCUAUUGGAGCCGACCCACCCGACUUCGCACACAUGUCUUGGAUGGCAAAGAAGAACAAGAAGCCCAACUCCUGGUUCCACAUCCCGCAGCAGACGUUGGAGGUCGGCCUGGACGAUCCUAACGACAAAGCCAUGCCCAAGGAAUCCUUCGGCUGGGAUAAUGAAAAGCCCCAGAGAACUAUUUCUGUGCAUGCGUUCGAAGCUCAAGCUCGGCCGAUCACAAAUGGAGAAUACGCCAAGUACUUGCAGGUCAAUGGUAUCAGGGAAUAUCCCGCCUCGUGGAAGCUCGUCUGCGAAGAUAAUAAUUACCCCAUUACCAAUGGUGUCACCCGGUCAAGCUCCAACGCAACCGAGGAUUUUAUGAGCAACUUUGCAGUUCGCACUGUGUUCGGGCCUGUUCCUCUCGACCUUGCGCAGGACUGGCCGUUGAUGUCGUCAUAUGAUGAAGUUGAGAAAUAUGCCAAAUGGAAGGGCUGCCGUAUCCCUACAUUCGAGGAGGCCAAAAGCAUCUACGCAUAUUCGGAUAAGCUUCGAGCUGGAACAUCUAAUGGCACCUCCAAUGGUCUCAAUGCCACUGAGCAGCGCAUGCCACAGAUGAGCAACGGUGCUGGCAGUUCUUUCUCCAACGGAGUUAACCAUGAUGCGCCAUCUUUAUUCCGGGAUCUUGAAGGUUCGAAUAUUGGCUUCAAGAACUGGCAUCCAGUUCCAGUCACCCCUAAUGGCGACAAGCUUGCUGGCCAGGGUGAUAUGGGUGGUGUUUGGGAGUGGACUAGCUCCCCUCUUUUGCCUCACGAGGGCUUCGAAGCCAUGGAAAUUUACCCAGGCUAUACUUCGGACUUCUUCGAUGGGAAGCAUAACAUCAUCCUUGGUGGAUCAUGGGCAACUUUCCCCCGCAUUGCUGGACGAUCUUCGUUCGUGAAUUGGUACCAACGUAACUAUUUGUACGCGUGGGCGGGCGCUCGUAUGGUUAAGGAUGUUUCAGUGUAA
Molecule: messenger RNA, 2502 nt
Organism: Penicillium atrosanguineum
Lineage: Eukaryota; Fungi; Ascomycota; Eurotiomycetes; Eurotiales; Aspergillaceae
Product: DUF323 domain protein
Exons: 6
Coding region: 1-2502 (833 amino acids)
Source: RefSeq, a predicted model, not a curated record